AUGGGCAAGUGGUCCGCAACGUGGCGCACCUCGCAAGGGCUGAAGUCCGCGACCUCUACAUCGAACUCAAUGCCCACCAACUGCAGAAGGUUGUUGGACACGUACUGCGAGGAGAUGGAGCAGGAGCUGAAGGAGAAGAAGGAUACGGCGGCGGCUACGCUGAAGUCUGCCCAAGACGCCCACGCCGACGCGAUGCGUCAAUGCAACGCGUUGGCAAGGCACCAGAGGAGGAUGGCACGUAACCUGCGCGAGGAUUACCGAGAAGCGAACGGAGACGACCUGCCCGACUUCCCGGAUCCUCAUGAGGUGGAGCAACCCAUCGAGUGGAUGGACGUCUUUGAUGACGACGACGACACACCAUCCUCAGACGCCGAGGACGACGAAGAAGUGGAAGAGAAGGAGGAAAAGCCGAAGGAUGAGCCGCAGCUGCACAUUGUUGAGCGCGACGUUGCUGAAGGCGUGGCUGCUGUCGAAGUCGAUGAACAAGUCGCGGUCCGCCCCGUCUUCAAGGUCCUUGCUGCACUCGGAAACUAUUUUCCCGCAAAC
This is a messenger RNA of Mesorhabditis spiculigera, 546 nucleotides long. NCBI's taxonomy places the organism in Eukaryota, Metazoa, Nematoda, Chromadorea, Rhabditida, Rhabditidae. The record is from the annotation of a GenBank genome assembly.